Ornithorhynchus anatinus (platypus) is the source of this 6113-nucleotide messenger RNA. It is a transcript of the gene TET2, whose product is annotated as tet methylcytosine dioxygenase 2. Gene Ontology annotation, biological process: positive regulation of transcription by RNA polymerase II; oxidative demethylation; myeloid cell differentiation. The coding region runs from base 48 to 5999 and encodes 1983 amino acids. Gene Ontology annotation, cellular component: nucleus. Gene Ontology annotation, molecular function: DNA 5-methylcytosine dioxygenase activity. The record is from RefSeq and is a predicted model, not a curated record. NCBI's taxonomy places the organism in Eukaryota, Metazoa, Chordata, Mammalia, Monotremata, Ornithorhynchidae. The transcript has 9 exons.
AGAUCCGCGCAGAGGGCAACCCUGUGGAUGGCCCCGGAGCAAGCCAGAUGGAACAGGAUAGACCCAACCAUGUUGAGGGCAGCAGACUAAGUCCAUUCCUGAUCUCGGCGUCUCCUCACGUGUGCCAGACGGAGCCCUUGGCGGUGAAGCUGCAGAACGGAAACCCGCUGCCGGAGAAGGUCCAUCACGAAGUGAACGGGGACAGCAAUAAGUGGCUGCCCCACAAGAGUAAUUAUGGAGUCUCUCACAUGAAGGGAAGUCAGUAUAACCGCACUAGCCCUGACUUCACCCAAGAAAACAGAGAGCUUUCCAAGUGUGUGCAAAACGGAGGCAUAAAACGCACGUUUAGUGAACCCUCUCUCGUUGCGCUUCAUCAGAACAAGAAAGUGAAACCAGACCAAGAGGCUAAUGGCGAGAGAGGUGUUCCCGUGGGCAGCCAGGAAGAAAGCCAAGGGCCAGGUAUCAGCCAACCGAGGGUCUCUGAUUCGUGCAGGGAGGAGGAGGAGCCCGGGAACCUCCCAGAGCGGGCCGAUGCAGUUUCGGCUUUCACCGACCCUUCGAGGUGGAACCGCAGUGGGUCCGAAAAUCCCGAUCUCCUGAUUCUGAAUGAGCAAGAGGGAGAAAAUGCUACUUAUCACAAGAACCUUGUGUUAUUUCUCAAGAACAAGGCCGUGCCAAUGCCUAAUGGUGCUACAGUUUCUGCCUCUUCCAUGGAAAACACGCAUGGCGAACUCCUGGAAAAAACACUGUCUCAGUACUAUCCCGAUCGUGUUUCCAUUGCGAUGCAGAAAACCACAUCUCAUGCGAAUGCCAUUAACAGUCAGGCUACUAACGAGUUGCUCUACGAGGCCACUCACUCAUCCCAUACCUCAGGGCAGACGGACUCUCCACAGACCUCAAUCUCGGAGCUACCCCAAGUGCCCGCUGCAGGGGGGCCCGAGGCUCGCCGGGCUGAGGACGCGGGUGACCCAGCGCCCCUGCCCGGUAGCUGCCCUCUCCAGAAACCAGAGGAGCAGCUCCAGGCCUCUGACCCGGUCUUUGAGCUGGACCCUUCCCCCACAGAGAACGAUUCUCUCCAAGGAGCCCCGGGACCGGUACCCAGUGAAGGUUUCCGCUCGGCUCCCCGGAGCAACUCCCAAGCUCCUGGGGGCGGCCCGGAGGCGUAUUUUGAACCAGAAGAAUCGAAUGGUGCUUACUACCAGCGGAGCUCGGUGUUCCCUAAGGAUUCCUCUUUCGUCGCCCUUACUCCGUCCUCAUCGCCCCCUCCCGCCCCGCCACCUCCAAUCCCUCAACUCCCCUCAGAGGUGCUUCACGCUGGGCUGGUCCCCGAGGGACCCCGCCCCUACCUCAGCCGGGCUGAGGAAACUCUUCCGAGGGAAAUGAAGGCCGAGGGGCCACCGGAGGGGUCGGGAGCCCAGAGCCCCGGUCCCGCCCUUGGGCUUCCCGAGGAGCCCCAGAAGAGCUGCAUUGGCGAGACCCGUGUGCCCACCCCAGGGGCGAGUGGGCCCCCCUUGGGCCCCGAGGAAAUGAGAUCCACCCCGGAGCCCUUCAGACAUCCACCCGUGGGUGGGAGCGGUGUCAAGCUGCAGCCCCCCUACCGGCAGCUAGCAGAAGAGAACGAGCCAGGGGCAGCCGCGGAGGGAGAGAAGGCGGUGGCGUCCGGGGUUCCCGCCCCGCAGGCCCAGCCGUACCUGAAGCCAGGCUGGAUAGAGCUGACCUCUCCGCACUAUCACCACCAGGCAGAAUCCUGCCCCAAAUCCAGCGAGGCCCUGCUGCGGUCUAUCCUUCAGUACCCAUCCAGUCUGCACGAUCAGCCGCGCUUCAGACAGUACUCCGGGAGCCCCGGCCCCGUCCAGGGACUCCCCGGCCAGGCCUACGGCCAGAAGACAACGCAGCGGGAACAGCUGCCUCGGUCGUACCAAAUGGAGGCGCCCCAAGGGCAGCCUCAGGCCCCCGGGGACCCGCCGCCCCCCUUUCCCCAGCCCCACCUUCCCCAGCCGGACUCCCAGCUGCAGCCCCUCGCACGGCUGCACGGGACACAGAAGUUCCACUUUCAACCGAGGAUGGUGAGGCCUCCCGAGAAGGCCUCGGGGCCGGUGCUCAAACAGCAGCCCCUGAAUCCGCAGGCCUCGGAGACUGAGCCCUUCUUACGUACACACCCGGUGCUACACGAACAGGCGGCCCAGGGACAAGUAGGCCAGAGCCCUCAUCUUGCUGCCAACCAGCAGCAGCCGCCGCAAAUGUUCCAAAUGAAGAGUACGGAACAGAUGGCCCAGGCCUUCCCUCAUUCCCAAGGCGGUGCCGAACAGCAGAGGGAAGGACCCCCCUUCCCGCAGAUGAAGAUGGAGGAAUAUUUUCACGUGGAACAAUGCUACGUCAAGUCCAGUGAGUUCCAGGCCCGUAACACCCAAACGGGCUUGGAGCCGGCCCAGGGCGUGAAUAGUAGAGAUUCCCCUUACAGCCAGAUCCUGAAGUCCAGCGCGAGCAGCCUCCAGCUGCCCUGCCCAGGCGCCGCGCGUCCGGUCUCCGAGAGGAAGGACUCCACCGUCGGCCCGGACCCCUUUGCAGGAGCCAAACACCGGGACCCGCAGCCCCCGCAGUAUUAUCCAAAUAGCGGGACCCCGAAGCAAGAUGGCCACCCCGGGGGCGUCCGGACUCCGGAGCCGAAGCCCCAGCAGGCUCUAGGCCUACAGCCGCCUCUGCCUCAAAGCCAGGGCUUUAACCUCAGACCCCCCGCCCUCACCGGCCAGCAGGCCACACAGUUGAUGCAGCAGCGUUACCUCCUGCAGUACCCGCCCUCGGCUCCCCUCGCCCCGGGCCAGAGAGGAAGCCCCCUCCAGCCUGUGCCCCAGAAGGACUUACAGAAGCACGCAGCCCUCAGGUGGCACCUCUUGCAGAAGCAGGAGCAGCAAGCCCAGCCCCCGAAGAACGAGCUGGGUGGCCUGGGGCGCAGGCCCAUUAAGGUGGAGACUGGGGCCAGGCCCCCCACCUGCAUGCGCCCCGGGGGAGGAGGGCAGGCAGAAGGCAAAACAUGGAAAAAGAGCAUUAAGCAGGAGGUUCAGCAUUUCGGCUGUGAGAGCCUGCAACAGAAAAGCAUCAUCGAGACCAUGGAACAGCAGCUGAAACAGAUUCAGGUCAAGUCACUGUUUGAUCACAAGGCCCUGACCAUCAAGUCGCCGAAACACGUGAAAGUGGAAACGGCCGGGCCGAUCACCAUUUUAACCCGACAUACCGGUGCUACGGAACUUGAUGGCCACACCCCCGCCUCAGAGCCACAAGCAAUUGCGUCGGAAAAGACGCCGACCAAGAGAACAGCUGGUUCUGUUCUCAAUCAUUUUUUAGAGUCACCUUCCAAGUUACUAGAUACGCCUAUAAAAAAUUUAAUGGAUACGCCCGUCAAAACUCAGUAUGAUUUCCCGUCAUGCAGUUGUGUUGAGCAUAUUAUUGAAAAAGAUGAAGGUCCUUUUUAUACCCAUCUAGGAGCAGGUCCUAAUGUGGCAGCUAUUAGAGAAAUCAUGGAAGAAAGGUUCGGACAGAAGGGUAAAGCUAUCCGGAUCGAAAGAGUUAUCUAUACUGGUAAAGAAGGCAAAAGCUCUCAGGGAUGCCCUAUCGCUAAGUGGGUGGUUCGUAGAAGCAGCGACGAAGAAAAACUGCUGUGUUUGGUGCGGGAACGAGCAGGCCAUACUUGUGAAACUGCAGUGGUCGUGAUCCUCAUCCUAGUGUGGGAAGGAAUUCCACUGUCCCUCGCAGACAGACUCUACUCGGAACUCACUGAAACCUUAAGGAAGUAUGGCACUCUCACCAAUCGACGCUGUGCACUGAACGAAGAACGAACCUGUGCGUGUCAGGGGCUGGAUCCAGACACGUGUGGGGCUUCCUUUUCGUUCGGAUGCUCUUGGAGCAUGUACUACAAUGGAUGCAAGUUUGCCAGAAGCAAAAUCCCAAGGAAAUUUAAGCUGCUCGGGGAUGACCCGAAAGAGGAAGAGAAGCUGGAGUCCCAUUUACAAAACCUGUCCACUUUGAUGGCACCCAUAUACAAGAAGCUCGCCCCUGAUGCGUAUAAUAACCAGAUUGAAUACGAACACAGAGCGCCGGAGUGUCGUCUGGGUUUGAAGGAAGGUCGCCCAUUCUCAGGAGUCACUGCUUGCCUGGAUUUUUGUGCUCAUGCUCAUCGAGACUUGCACAACAUGCAGAAUGGCAGUACAUUGGUUUGCACCCUCACCAGGGAAGAAAAUCGCCAAGUGGGCGGGUCACCUGAGGACGAACAGCUCCACGUGCUGCCGUUGUACAAAGUGUCUAGCGUGGAUGAGUUCGGAAGCGCAGAGGCUCAGGAGGAGAAGAAGAGGAACGGGGCCAUCCAGGUACUCAGCUCCUUCCGGCGGAAGGUGCGCAUGCUGGCAGAGCCGGUCAAGACGUGCCGUCAGAGGAAACUGGAAGCCAAGAAAGCAGCGGCCGAGAAGCUCUCCUCCCUGGAGAACAGCGCGAAUAAGAACGAAAAGGAGAAGUCGGCCGCGGCUCGCCACAAGCAGGCCAGUUCGGAGGCCGCAAACCACGCUAAGCAGUUGGCAGACCUCUUGCGAUUGUCAGGACCACCAACGCAACAACAACCACAACAGCAGCAGCCGCGUCCUCUGACUACCAACCCUCAGUCCAAUCCUAUCAACUCGUUCCCGGGCCCGGUCCCGAAUAAUCUGUACAUGAGACUGCCUAAUCCAGUUAGCCCGUACUCCAGCUCUCCGCACCCUUCAGAUCCUUACAGAGGGUCAAGCCCCAUGAACCUCUACCCACCUUCAUCCCAGCCCACGGCAUCUUAUUUGAAUUCUUCCAACCCCAUGAAUCCAUAUCCUGGGCCUCUGAAUCAGAGUAACCAAUAUCCCUCCUACCAAUGCAACGGAAACGUGCCAGUGGAGACUUGCCCCCCAUACUUGGGAUCCUUCCCUUCGCAGCCUCAGCCCAUGGAUUUAUACAGGUAUCAGAGCCAAGAUCCUCUGUCUAAGCUCAGUCUCCCCCCCAUCCACACACUAUACCAGCAGAGGUUUGGGAAUAGCCAGAGCUUUGGCCCCAAGUACUUGAAUUAUGGAAACCCAAAUAUGCAGGUCGAUGCUUUCAGCAGCUGUACCAUUAGACCAAAUGUUCAUCACAUCGGGUCGUUUCCCCCCUACCCCGCCCACGAGGCUGACGGCCACUUCGUGGAAGCCGCCUCUAGGCUCCCGUCAUCCAACCCGAGCAACCCAAGCUUAGAGUACCCCUCCAUCCACAAGAAUGGCGACCACCUCCCGUCAUCCCAUCUCACUCACGACUACCCCCAGGUCCCCGGCACGUUCAGUACCCUCCCUCACCCCCUACACCUCCAGAACAAAGGGAACGAGAUGAUGGCGCACGCAGCCAACGGCUUGUCUAAGGUGCUUCCGGGUCGUCCCCAUGAGGGGCUUCCUGCUCAAGCCCAGGGGGGCUUGCCCAAGCCGAGCGACAUUCCCCACCAGGAUAGGCCGCUCCUGGCCCCGGUCCCAGAGGACAACGACGACAUCUGGUCAGACAGCGAGCACAGCUUUCUCGAUCCCGAUAUCGGCGGGGUGGCUGUGGCCCCAACCCACGGGUCCAUUCUCAUCGAGUGUGCCAAGCGCGAGCUCCACGCCACCACCCCCUUGAAGAACCCCAACCGCAACCACCCCACCAGGAUCUCGCUCGUCUUCUACCAGCACAAGAGCAUGAACGAGCCAAAGCAUGGCCUGGCUCUGUGGGAGGCCAAGAUGGCGGAGAAGGCCCGCGAGAAAGAGGAGGAAUGUGAGAAGUACGGUCCGGACUACGUGCCUCAGAAAACCCAUGGCAAAAAAGCCAAGCGGGAACCCGUGGAGCCCCACGAACCUUCGGAGCCCACUUACCUGAGGUUCAUCAAGGCUCUCGCGCAAAGGACGAUGUCCGUCACCACCACCUCCACAGUAACCACAUCUCCGUAUGCCUUUACGCGGGUCACGGGGCCUUACAACAGAUACAUAUAGCAUCACGCACCGCUUGUUGGUUACCUCAUUUUAGACCACCACAACCAACUCGUUCACGGGGGAGUCCUUGUUCAGGUGUAAGGCGAGGGGCGGGGGUGGGGGUGGGACGUGCCG